Besnoitia besnoiti is the source of this 2511-nucleotide messenger RNA. RefSeq lists its product as uncharacterized. Lineage: Eukaryota; Apicomplexa; Conoidasida; Eucoccidiorida; Sarcocystidae. The transcript is spliced from 3 exons. The record is from RefSeq and is a predicted model, not a curated record. Bases 1 to 2511 code for a protein of 836 amino acids. Gene Ontology annotation, molecular function: calcium ion binding.
AUGGGCAACGGGGGGAGCAGUCAGGCCCCCGUCUGGGUGGCGCCAACAACCAUAACGGCUUCCACGAGUCCGCUCAGUGUCCUUCGUCGUCUGUCAACGACUAGUGCCGUGAACUGCAUCGGGCGAUAUCGGUCCCAGUCGCAGACUAUCCACAUCUUCGACGCAGGUUCCCUUGAAGACUUAUGCGACGACCUCGCGUCCGAGUGCAAACAGUUCGCCGAUCCAGAGGUUCGCCGUCACCUCGUUGGUCUUUUCGUCGACAGAAGGGACCGCCGUUCACAUGUCUCAGGCCACGACUCGGGCACAGGCUCGCGAGCCUCGCUUGUCCCCCUGGCUUCCCCUCAGAGCGACAAGUAUGGCGCAGACGACAAACCUGCGGAAGACAGCGACGAGCCUCCGCUCAUUAAGGUGGACGCCCUCGCGAUUCUCUCUUCUGUGUUGCUGCUGUCUGAUGGGCCCCUGCUAGAGAAGCUGGAGCACUGCGUGCGCCUGCUGUGCUGGACGCAGGAACUGGAAGUGGAGCCGGCUUCGGUUUUCCUUCUUCUGGCUGCUGCUGCGCGGGGAGUCGCGCUGCUUACCCAGGAGACUCCGCCGUCGGUGGUGCUGAUUGGAGAGCUCCUAUCGCGGCUCGAAAGGAACGUGACAGUCACCACGGCAGCGGCCAAGUUCGCCUUUGAAGCGAACGAAACGGAUCCGCAAGGCGGCGGGCCGAACUCGGCGCCCGCGUUCUCGAUCAGACAGACUGCGACAAGUACCGCGGCGAGCUCGCUGCCGCCAGCCUUUUUUGCUGGACUUCCGAGUGCGGUCUUCGAAAUGCUUCUCAAACUCAGGGGGCAGGUCUGGUCGGGGGACAGCGUGUGGGAGGCUCUCGCCGCCGAUGCGGCUGUGCAGGCGUACCACGACCGCGUGACGCAAGUCUUCUUUUCUGAGCAGAUUGAAGAGCGGUUCGCGACAUUGUCCAACGACUUUACACAAAUGCUGCGGCGAAUCUGUAAUCCGGAAGCGUGUCGCGCCGAGCAGCACGCAUCCGCAUCCGCAGCCCAGCAACCGCGACACUCCGUCGCCCGUUCCUCUCGGCUCUCUAAACUUUCCGGGGCUCCGGGGGGCGGGCCUUCCCACGACCUCACGCCUCUAAGCUGGAAGCAGGUGAACCUGUUGCUGAGCUGCUGUGGCUCCAAGGCUGUCAACGCGCUCCUGCUCGAUGAAAUGCAGUUCGAAGCCAGCGUCGCGUGCCACGAAGCGGGGGUUUCUUGGAAGAAGUGGGUCGACGAGCCCGUCCACGAAACGUUCGGCGAGGACGACGUCGGCGCAGAAAUGCUAGGUCCCAAGCCCAACUCAGCGGACCCGCCCCCCGGAGCCCCGGGAGCAGCGACUUCAAAAACUCCGAGCAAAGGGACCGCCCCGACACAAGUGGGAGAGACGAGAGCAUCCGCGACGACUGGCGCUGCAGGGAAUACCAGAAAAUCUCGGUCGCAGCGCGCGUCCGCCGAGGCAUCGCAGGACGAGCCUCACACGGCACCCGCCGCCCCGGUGUCUGUCCAGAAGCGGGCGUCCAUUGAUCCCGUGGGAGUUGCCGCGGGAGCCUCGACUGCCCCAGGAGGCAGCGGAGAGGCCGGCGAAACCCCCGCCGAAGGGUCUGGAGGAGGCGAAAGAGUCACAUUUGCAAAACCCGCCUGGAAGUUUGUGGCCAGUAGCGGCUCUUGCGUCUGGUCCGACGAUCUUCAGUUGUUUAUCACCCCCUUGCUUGCCUUCUCGGCUCUCGAUUGCCAUGGGGAAGGAGUUAUUUCGUCCCGCCAUGUAGACAUGUUGCUAGGUUUUCUGAAGCAACUCGACCCCGUCCAUGGGGGUUUCUACAGUCGCCUUGAAAAAGUUCUCGCUGCCGACACAAGGGCUCUGUUCAGUAUUCCUUCAGAUGCCCCUGAUCCCUUCAUACAACUGAAAGCAGAACUGUCGCCGGGGAAACAGCAGAUUCGGCUCCUUAAGUUCGCCGUCAUUAUGGCCGUCUGCGCGGCGAUUCAAGACCGGCGUCAGCACGAAACGAGCCUCAGCAACCGUUUUAGGCGCUUCGAUGUCGAUAAAUCCGGGUUCAUCCUCGCGGGUGAUAUGCAGCUGCUUCUGACCGAAAUGAUCCGGCAAGCAACCGAUAUUGACGACGCAUCCAAGGCCAUUGAACAGGCCCUGCAGAACGUCGUGGAGAAGUAUAUGACUCUACUUGUAGGCCCCGCCGAAGAGCGCGUCGACUACGCCAGGUUUCUUAGCGCGUACGACAAAGUGCGGAAAACUACGCUGAAGAUGCGAGCGGAAAUCAUGGAGCUCGCCGCUCUUUUCGAGCCCGAGCCAGCCCGCAGAGAAUCCAGACCUAGGCAGUCAGAACUCAAAGUCCGACAUUCAUCAUCUUCAAACAGAAUCCGCCAGUCGCUGCUGCGGAAAAACAGCAGGGUGAACAAAGGAAGCAGCAAAAGCACCAUUAUCACCGACGAGGGCAUACGGAAUCUUUUCGGGAAGAAGUGA